Molecule: messenger RNA, 749 nt
Organism: Esox lucius (northern pike)
Lineage: Eukaryota; Metazoa; Chordata; Actinopteri; Esociformes; Esocidae
Gene: ndufa4l2a
Product: NDUFA4 mitochondrial complex associated like 2a
Exons: 4
Coding region: 124-381 (85 amino acids)
Source: RefSeq, a predicted model, not a curated record
CGCGAGGGGCAGGUUUGAGAUUCACCGCUAAUUGUGGAUAGUCUCUGAAAGAUAUUGGCAGCGUCCGAAUAAAACGAAUAAUUGUUGUGGUUCAAAUCACAAAACAAUAUUGAAAUUAAUAUAAUGCAGGUUAAAAUGAUUAGAACAGCAAUGCAACACGCAAAGAGGCAUCCAGGGCUCAUCCCCCAGUUCUUCUUCAUCAUGUUGGGCAUGGGAGGAGCCUCUAUGUAUUUGGUUCGUCUUGCAAAGGGACCCCAUGUCACCUGGAACAAGACAAGCAACCCUGAGCCCUGGAAUCAGCUGGACCCAACAUACCAGUAUAAGUUUGUAGCCAUCGACACAGACUACAAGAACCUAAAGAAGGAGGGACCUCGGUUCUGAGUAUCUUAUCUCCUGUCCUGACAACACCAGAUCCCACCCACUUGACUGCAUUGUAAAUAACCUUUAGUCAUGUUGUGCCUGUCCACAUGUCAACCUUCUGUAGUUUGUGUUUUGAUUAAAGAAUGUUAAUCAGAGAAUAAUUCUUCUCUCAACACUUUCACACAAUAUGGAUAUUGACAUAUUGAUUCGUAAUGUUGAUUUGUUUUACUUUAUCAUUUAAUACUUCCUUGUUAGUUUGGCAGUCACGGAAUGUUACAAUGAAUGUGUGCAUUAAUGGAAGUGGCUAGUGUGCAUAGAUUAUAAUUUUUUUAAGCUAAAAAAGUUUUAUUUUAUUCAAAAUGCUGUCCAAAUAAAAUGUCUUAAUUGUG